CCGCCUGGGCAGUGAGAGGCCCCGCCUGGCGCAGUGGAAGACAGUACCGCGCGCCUCCCCUCACCAUACGCCUUACAGCUCACCGCCGUUACCCAUGAUCCCUGCUACCCACUGACGGCACCUCGCACCCCUGUAUAACAUCUGUAUAACAUGAGGAAAUCAGCCUAAAGGUAUGUGCGUUGCUAGAGCCUCGGUACCCUGAAGCCUAGUGCGGCCACCCCCGCACCCCCCAGCCUCACCCGCAGUCUCAUCACCUUGCGUUGAACUACCUUCUCACGCCGGCCAGGACUCACUAAGCAGAAGACCCACCAAGUGGAGGUAGUAUUUGGACGGGGAUCGUGGGUCGUGACACCAGCGGAACCAUGACUGACGGAGGGCUGAAGGUGGAGCAACCCAUGGAGAGUGUGGAGGCACUGUCCAGGGAAGCUGAAGGACUUAAGGUGAAGUUGGAGGAAGAGCGGCAGAAACUCAACGAUGUCCCACUGACGACAGUGGCAGCGCGGCUGGAGAACCUGCAGCAACUCAACAUAAAGCCUCGACGUGUGCUGAAGGGCCACCAGGGCAAGGUACUUUGUUCCGACUGGUGCAACGACAAGCGCCACCUCGUGUCCUCCUCCCAGGAUGGGAAGAUGAUCAUCUGGGAUGCCUUCACCACCAACAAGGAACAUGCUGUCACCAUGCCCACCACCUGGGUCAUGGCUUGCGCUUACUCCCCCACCGGUUCCAUGGUCGCCUGCGGGGGCCUCGACAACAAGGUGACAGUGUAUCCUCUCAGUUUCGAUGAAGAUGUCACUCAGAAGAAGAAGGCUGUCGGAACCCACACCUCCUACAUGUCCUGCUGCACCUUCCCCUAUUCUGAUCAGCAGAUCCUGACUGGUUCUGGGGACUCAACUUGUGCAUUAUGGGAUGUGGAGUCAGGGAUGAUGCUUCAGAGCUUCCAUGGCCACCAGGGUGAUGUGAUGGCCCUUGACCUGGCCCCAUCAGAGACUGGCAACACCUUCGUCUCUGGUGGGUGUGACAAGAUGGCCCUGAUCUGGGACAUGCGUACAGGCCAGUGUGUGCAGAAUUUUGAGGGCCAUGAAUCAGAUAUCAAUACAGUCAAGUUCUACCCUUCGGGAGAUGCUAUUGCCACAGGCUCUGAUGAUGCAACAUGUCGACUGUUUGACCUGCGUGCUGAUCGAGAGAUUGCUGUCUACACCAAAGAGAGCAUCAUUUUUGGUGUAAAUUCUGUUGACUUCUCUGUCAGUGGACGGCUACUGUUUGCGGGCUACAAUGACUAUACUGUCAAUGUUUGGGACACUCUAAAAUGCCAUCGUUUGACCAUCCUUUAUGGACAUGAGAACAGAGUCUCCUGCCUUAAGAUGUCCCCAGAUGGUACCUCCAUAUCUACAGGAUCCUGGGACUUCACACUCAGGAUAUGGGCAUAAAUCCAGCAGUCGAUCAGCAGAAAAAUGGGAGGCGUUUCAUUACUGCAGAGCCAUGACAGAUGCAAUUACCAACAAACCUAGAAUUUACCCAGGCAAUGUCACUUAGCAUUAUCCAGCUAAGAGUUUAUCAGAAAAGCAUCAUGUAUCAGCAUCCAACUAAGAGUUUACCAUGAGGACAACACCUAGCAGUAGCCAGCUUAAGUGUUUACCAGGAGAGCAACACCUAGCAGUAGCCAACUAAGAGUUUAGCAGAACAGCAUCUAGCCAUACAGGGUGAGUGAUGUGGACCAAGAAUAUGAAUACUUGCUGACAACUCUAAUCUUUUUAUCAUAAAGCAAGACAUUAGUACUCCACUAUAAUACAUUGUAUGGUAGUAAAAGCAGAAAUAAUGUCACUAUAAUUGACAAUAAAGUAAAACUUUAUCAUUUUAUCGUGUAGCUGAUAAUACGGUAGUCCUUUUGUUAUAUGAUCAUACUUAUAACAUAUAACAUAAGACUCAAGGGUCAGAUUGAACUUUCCUCAGCAGGAAUUAGAAAGUAACAGGCCUUUGACUUAGUGGAGUUUGUAUAGUAAUCCACAUUUGUUUAUUCUUUGUACCAAGAUCCAUUACUCAACCUUCGCCAUUUUUGCACACACCACAUAGGGUAAUUAUCAAGAUACAUAGUGAGGAAAAAAAAAGAACUAUAAAUUCCUUUCUGUCAGUGUAGGAGUGAGUACUGUACUGUAUUCCAUUUUUGUUUUCUUUAAGGGACCAAGAGGCACUGACUGUGUCCUAACUUUAAUGCCAAUAAUUUGUACUGCAGUAAACCACUUCCAUUACAUCCUGUCAUCUUCUGAGACAUACAGGGUACACCCAAAAAAAAUAUAAAAUCAACAGAAACACAAACAGUAUUGUCAAAGGUCUAGAAGAGUGUAAAGAUAGAUACUGUAGUUAUAUACAAUAAUCCGUGUUGAUGUUUUAGUCACAAACACAUCUUGACAGAAGAGUGUUCAGCUGUCAUAUUAUAAUUCACUCCUAUCCCAUUGAUGUGUUUUGUCACCCAUAUCCUAUUGAGACAUGUACUGCUGGCUUGUAAGAUUUAGAUUGCUCUGAACAUUACCAUUCAUUAAUAUUACUUAAGAGCAAUUGUGUCUUUUAGUGGUAUAUUGUCAAAAUAUUAAUGUAAUAGUGGCAGAACAAUAGCAGGAUACCUGUACCUGAAGAUGCUGAUAAACAUAAGCAAACUUAUUUACUUUACUCUUGAUUUUGGUCAGUUUAAUUAACUCCUGUGUGAGAAAUAUUCAGAAUAAGUGCGUAACUUGGAUAUAGCUGGGUUAUAGUAUGUUACCAGGGUACCACAAGCUUUGAAACUACUGUACUGUACUGUACUGUAGUCUUAAAUAUAUUAUGAUAUUUUGGGGAAAUUAUAAUGAUACAUAUUAUAAAUUAAAAAAUAUUAGAUAAUUAGAUGUGCAUAUGUGCACACCCAUGUACAAACAAAAUACUGUACUUGCAUUACAUAAAUGCAUACAUGUCCAAACACUCAUACACAUAGUACAUACAAUAUAUAAAAAUUACUUAAUAAAAAUAUGUAAAUAUAUGUAUGUUGAUCA
Homarus americanus (American lobster) is the source of this 3020-nucleotide messenger RNA. It is a transcript of the gene Gbeta5, whose product is annotated as guanine nucleotide-binding protein subunit beta-5-like. Bases 363 to 1427 code for a protein of 354 amino acids. The record is from RefSeq and is a predicted model, not a curated record. Gene Ontology annotation, biological process: G protein-coupled receptor signaling pathway; G protein-coupled dopamine receptor signaling pathway. Gene Ontology annotation, molecular function: signaling receptor complex adaptor activity; protein binding. Gene Ontology annotation, cellular component: cytoplasm; heterotrimeric G-protein complex. The transcript has 10 exons. Lineage: Eukaryota; Metazoa; Arthropoda; Malacostraca; Decapoda; Nephropidae.